Molecule: messenger RNA, 1193 nt
Organism: Folsomia candida
Lineage: Eukaryota; Metazoa; Arthropoda; Collembola; Entomobryomorpha; Isotomidae
Gene: Vps60
Product: charged multivesicular body protein 5
Exons: 5
Coding region: 312-980 (222 amino acids)
Biological process (GO): vesicle budding from membrane; late endosome to vacuole transport via multivesicular body sorting pathway
Cellular component (GO): multivesicular body
Source: RefSeq, a predicted model, not a curated record
GAAGUGGGUGAUUCACUCGAUCAACAACAUUGCAAACUUGUCAUCUGUUCUUGUUUUUAGGAAGCUUACUCCUUGCUUUUUGUCAAUCUAAAUCUGAAAAAUUAUUUUAAACUUGAAAAAUCUUGAAAUUCAUAGUUUCAUAUCCGUUCACAAUAUAAAGGCUUGUUUUAACACCAACUAAUACGUCAAUAAUUUCGUCCCAAUACGUCUCAUUGUCUCAAUCAUAAACAUAAAUCAACAAAUUAAGUUCAUUUCAUUACUGUCCCCUCUUUGUCUUUAAUUGGUACUUUUCUUUAAAAAAUACUGUAAAAAUGAAUCGUCUCUUUGGAAAAGGAAAGGACAAGGCACCCCCUCCUGAUCUGGGGGCUUGUAUUUCAAAUGUGGACAAGCGAGCUGAAGAUAUGGAUAAAAAGGCAGCACAGUGUGAAGGCGAGUUGAGAAAAAUUCGAGAACAAAUGAAGAAAAUGAGGGAUGGUCCGGCGAAAAACGCUUUAAAGCAAAAGGCUCUAAGGAUUCUGCAACGAAAGAAAAUGUUCGAUAAUCAGUCAGACAGUUUUAGAUCACAAUCCUUCAACAUGGAACAAGCAACUAUGGCGUUGCAGACUGCAAAGGACACCCAAGUUGUCGUGGCUGGGAUGAAAGCUGGAGUUAAAGAAAUGAAAAAAGAGUUUAAAAAGAUUGAUGUGGAUAAAAUUGAGGACUUGCAAGAUGAAUUGGCAGACGUUCUUGAGAUAUCUGAGGAUGUACAGGAGGCACUGGGGCGCAGUUACAAUAUCCCUGAUGUUGACGAAGACGAGUUGGAGGCCGAAUUGGAUGCACUGGGUGAUGAAAUUGCACUUGAUGAUGACACCUCAUAUUUGGACGAAGCUGUUCAUGCUCCUAAUGCUCCAGAUAAGGAGCCCUCAAGACCCGGUGCUGUUAGAAAUACGGAUGGAGUUCCUGUCGAUGAGUUUGGGCUCCCCCAGGUCCCAGCAACAUAAAAUUAUCAGAACUAUUACAACUUUACUACUUAUUAUCUUACUUUCAUUAAUGUUGAUCCAACCAGCCCUUUUUCAUUUGUGAAAGCUUAUUGCCAGUGAAAAUUUUGUAAAAUGCACGCAAGUUCCCAUUUACAUGGAAUGCUAUUAGAGCUGGCGAAUUCUACAAUAUUUAAUAACCAGUAUAUAUAAUAAAUUAAUAACAUGAAAGAUGAA